AUGGUGUUUUCCAGACGGAAUUAUCUCAAUGUGAUCACCGCUCCGUUCCGUUUCAUACUGUCAAAAUUCAAAUUGCUCUUCGUUAUUGCUUUCUAUUCAUUGUUUGGAGCAUGGAUGUUCAUGACGCUCGAGGUGCCAACUGAUCUCGCCGCCAAACAAGAUGCUUAUCACGCUCGUCUCAUAGCCAGAGAUAUAAUGAUUCUGAAUUUGAGAGCAAUUCAUCAAAGCAAUAAGGAAGACCGUGAAGAGAGGUGGAAGGAGUCGAUUCUGACAUUCGAGAGCGACCUCGGUCUUGAUGAGCCUUCUCUUGAAAGCGCAUGGACUUUCUGGAUGGCUUUUCUUUAUGCUGGCACCAUUUACACAACAAUUGGCACGUUGUUUCCUACUUCCUCUACAGUUGUUCUUUCUGACCCAAAGGCCAGAUGA
Molecule: messenger RNA, 426 nt
Organism: Cooperia oncophora
Lineage: Eukaryota; Metazoa; Nematoda; Chromadorea; Rhabditida; Trichostrongylidae
Source: the annotation of a GenBank genome assembly